Messenger RNA from Corticium candelabrum, 1541 nucleotides. RefSeq lists its product as uncharacterized. NCBI's taxonomy places the organism in Eukaryota, Metazoa, Porifera, Homoscleromorpha, Homosclerophorida, Plakinidae. The coding region runs from base 576 to 1355 and encodes 259 amino acids. The transcript is spliced from 8 exons. The record is from RefSeq and is a predicted model, not a curated record.
UUUGAAUACAACUUGCAGCUACCACUUUGAUCCACAUGUCUAAAGUGUUUUGAAACGAAAAUGAUGGACACCUUGGGAUACAAUAAUCUCUACGAUAAGCUGCCUAUGCUUUGUACUGUACAGUAGGAAUAUAUAUCAUGUGCACAUUAUGUUUAUUAUCGAUUAAUUAAUGAUAUAUUAUCUUGUGGUCAAUAUCAGUCAUACCACACCCAUGGUAUCAGCAGCAUUAUCGGUGAAAUCAAAAUCACAAAUUACAGUUGGCCAUCUCAUCUCAGCUACUUUCUGGAGUAGAACACAUACUAUGUACUAUAAUAGCUAUGUGUGCAUACUCUGUUGAUAAUAAGUUAGUGCACUAUGGCUCCAAAUGUGGAACAGUUGGCACAUCCUGUAACAAACUCUGUUUGCUUGACAUUUUGAUAGAAGGGAACACCCAAUUAAUUAACUGAUAAUAUUAAUUUGCCUAGUUAAUCAAAUGACACAAGCAACACUCAACAGUAGAGGUGAAGCUUUGGCUAACUGAAGUGAUACAACAAGGUGUAACUGAGAUAAAAUGUGUUUAGUCUAGCCACUUAUUCAUGUCAUCAAGUGCUAGAAGUGCAGUAGACCUCUAUUCUCAUUGUGAACAAGCAGCUGGUGGUAGUGGACAGUUGGAGGAUCUAUUAAUGCUAGCUGAAAACUUCCAAUCAGAACAUGGAGGUGUAGGACCAGAAUCCUCUGGUAACAGGAUUGCUCUGAACUCAUUUCUACCAGGACCUGAUGCAACGUUACCAUGUUAUCUUCACCCCACUCCACACCUUUUCAUUGAAAAUUCAAAUGAGUUGGCGACUGUAAGUGAUUUCUUUACUACUGACAUUCUGAAAGGCCGCGAGGAAACGAAAAGAAAAGAAAAGAACGCAAAACAAAAGCAAAGAGAUGCAAGCAAACGAGAGAAUGAAUCCUUGGCAUUCAGUAAUUUUGACAAGGGUUGUAAGCUGAAAAGGACCUCUACAUCUGUACCAUCGACCAAGGCCGAGCAAUCAGAGUCCAUGCAAGUUCUCUCAGAAUGUUUUUUGGAAGUAUACGAAGAUUUCAGCAACGAAAGCCAAAUCGAGGACUUUUUAGAUGUAAUUAGAAAUGAGGUGAAAGAAAAGCUGUCAAUGCUUAGAGUCAAAAAAUUGAAAGAAAGAACUUGUAAAACCAACUGGAGAGAAAAGAAAGACAGAUGGUGUGACAGUUGUCGAGCAAAGGACAGAAAAAAGGCCUGCUUGGUGAAGAAUGGCCUUGCAAGUGGAAAACGUCACUCACUUAAAUCACACCUGCCACGAAAACGAAGACACACAGCUGAACUGAACCGGCUGCAGGAGAUUGAUGAUUGAAUUUUUCUGCAUUGACUGUUUGUUUGUUAAUUCCUACAUAGUCCAUAAUUUAAUUCGUGGCCUACAUGUAUGCUCACCAGAGAGUUGCGCUAUCUUGUUUCUGUAAGCCAGUGUUGUCAAAACAGUAGGUGUACUGUACUGUACUCUACUUAAGUCAAAUGUUAAUUAUAAAUAUAAAUCACCAAC